AAUAGAUUUCUGCAUGGCGGGUUAACUAAAGGCAAGGAGGCUGAUCUAUCUCCAUUCUAAGUACUGUUCCUGGCAAGACCCUGUCCCAGCCUCGAGCCCAAGUUCAUCGUGCUACCCUGUCUCUGUUCCGCCCCAGCCGUCAUUCUGGGGUGUACCUGAGGACUGCAGUGUGAAGAUGACCAGCGUCUUAGCAUGACGACCCUGGACCAUGUGAUAGCUACCCACCAGUCUGAGUGGGUCUCCUUUAAUGAAGAGCUGCUCUUCCCUGUCCCUUCCAAGGGAGGCACAGAUGAGCACCCCCCAAGACUGUCAUCACCCUCAGACCGGUCCGAGAGCUCCUCUGGGGAGAACCACACAGUGGAUGCCGGCUCCCGGGACCUUUCCCACUCUGAGCAAGAUGACUCCUCGGACAAAAUGGGCCUCAUCUCUGAAGUGGCCUCCUGCCCUGGGAGCCCGGAGCAGCCUGCACCUGACCUGGCUUCAGCCAUCAGCAACUGGGUUCAGUUUGAAGACGACACAUCCUGGGCUAACACAUCACCACUUCAUAGAGAAACAGCCUUGACCAUGCCUUGCUGGACGUGCCCUUCAUUUGACUCCUUGGGCAGAUGCCCUUUGACCUCCGAAAGCAGCUGGACAACCCCUUCUGAAGAUACCAGCAGUCCUAGUUUUGCUCCUUCAUACACAGACCUGCAGCUCAUCAAUGCUGAGGCGCGGACGAGUGGCAAGGCUUCUGGGGCUGACUCGACUGACAAUUCUUCCUCGCUCCAGGAAGACGAAGAAGUAGAAAUGGAGGCCGUUGGCUGGCAAGCUGGCAGUCCGGCCACGAAUGGGCACCCUGCCCAUCCAGUGACCUCUACUCGUUUCCCCAGUUGGGUCACUUUUGAUGACAAUGAAGUUCUGUGCCCUGGGCCACUGGUCACUUCUCCUCUGAAGCCAAAUACACCACCUGUUGCCUCUGAGAUCCCAGAUGUAACAUGUAAUUCAACUGGGUCAUUUAAGAAGAGGGACCGUCCCAGAAGCACUUUAAUGAACUUCUCCAAAGUUCAGAAGCUGGAUGUUUCCUCCUUAAGCCGCCAGCCAUCCAAAAGCGAGGCUCCACCGUGGAGCGCCACCAACCCUUUCCUCAAUGAGACUCUGCAGGAUGUGCAGCCCUCCCCCAUCAACCCUUUCAGUGCUUUCUUUGAGGAACGGGAAAGACGCUCCCAAAACAGUUCUGUGCCCAGUGUUGCUGGCCAAAGUCAGAGAGAUUCCCUCAUUGUCGUCUACCAAGAUGCCAUCAGUUUUGACGACUCAAGCAAAAGCCAGUCACACUCUGUUGCUGUUGAAAAGCUCAAGCAGCUCCAAAUUGAUGACCCUGAUCACUUGGGCAGCGCAACAUUGCCAGAUGAUGACCCUGUAGCCUGGAUGGAGCUAGAUUCUCACCUGCCUGGCUCGGCCCAGCCCCAGCCCAGAGACGGGUGGCCCAUGAUGCUGAGAAUCCCCGAGAAGAAGAACAUUAUGUCCUCCCGACACUGGGGACCAAUCUACAUCAAACUGACUGACGCUGGCUACCUGCAGCUCUAUUACGAGCAGGGCCUGGAAAAACCAUUCCGUGAGUUCAAGCUUGAGAUCUGCCAUGAGAUUUCAGAACCCCGGCUCCAAAACUACGAUGAGAAUGGCAGGAUCCACAGCUUGCGGAUAGAUCGCGUCACGUACAAGGAGAAGAGGAAGUACCAGCCCAAGCCUGCUGUGGCCCAUACAGCGGAAAGGGAACAAGUGAUCAAGCUGGGCACCACCAAUUAUGACGACUUCCUGAGCUUCAUCCGUGCGGUGCAGGACCGUCUCAUGGACCUGCCAGUGAUGUCCAUGGAGCUCAGCACGGUUGGUUUGAAUUACCUGGAAGAAGAGAUAACAGUGGAUGUCCGAGAUGAAUUCUCUGGCAUCGUGAGCAAAGGCGACAACCAGAUCCUCCAGCACCACAUCUUGACACGGAUCCACAUUCUCAGCUUCCUGUCUGGGCUUGCAGAGUGCCGCUUGGGCCUCAAUGACGUCCUCAUCAAAGGGAACGAGAUUGUCUCACGGCAGGACAUCAUGCCCACCACCACCACCAAGUGGAUCAAGCUCCACGAGUGCCGUUUUCACGGGUGUGCGGACGAGGAUGUUUUCAACAACUCUCGAGUCAUUCUCUUCAACCCCUUGGAUGCAUGCCGCUUUGAGCUGAUGCGGUUCAGGACGGUGUUUGGCGAGAAGACCUUGCCGUUCACGCUCAGGACGGCAGCCAGCAUCAAUGGGGCGGAGGUGGAGGUGCAGAGCUGGCUGAGGAUGUCCACUGGCUUCUCCUCCAACCGGGACCCUCUCACUCAGGUUCCCUGUGAGAAUGUGAUGGUGCGCUACCCUGUGCCCAGCGAGUGGGUAAAAAACUUCCGCCGCGAGAGCGUCCUGGGGGAAAAGUCUUUGAAAGCCAAAGUGAACCGGGGGGCAAGUUUUGGCUCAGCUGGCAUCUCCGGCUCUGAGCCUGUGAUGAGGGUGACCCUGGGAUCUGCCAAGUAUGAGCAUGCCUUCAACUCCAUCGUGUGGAGGAUUAACCGGCUACCAGACAAAAACUCAGCUUCCGGUCACCCACACUGCUUCUUCUGCCACCUGGAACUUGGCUCUGACCGGGAGGUGCCUUCCAGAUUCGCCAGCCACGUGAAUGUGGAAUUCAGCAUGCCCACAACCUCAGCCUCCAAGGCCGCUGUAAGAUCCAUCUCUGUGGAGGACAAGACUGAUGUCAGGAAGUGGGUCAAUUAUUCCGCACACUACAGCUACAAGGUGGAAAUUGAACAGAAAAAGAGUUUGAAGCCAGACUUUGAAGGAGACGAAAUGGAAAAUCCCAGGGAGUGUGGGGUUCAAUGACCAAGCCCUACAGCAAGGAACCCUGACCCGAGCGUCAUGAUAGGGUGUGUUCCUGGAUAGCUGAGAUUGAAGUCAGUACUGCUGUGGCCAGUCCUCACUAGGAGCAGGGUAUCGGCCUUGGCUGUUGGCAGUUACAUGCAUUUUAUCAGGGGACCCUGAGGUCGUUGCAUCGGAGAGCUCGCUGGCACUGAGCCCGCCUGCAGCGUGCAGUUCGCCUGGCUUUGGGAGCUUGUUGCAUAAUCAAGCCUCCUUAUCUCCUCCCUGCUUGUCAUGCAGCACUGGUAUGUGGUUUAUUGAGACUGUUAGUCAGGAAACCAACCUGCCACAUCAGUGUGGGCACCAUUCCUCGUUCGUGUUCUCCUGUCACUGCGGAGCUUCUGCAGAAAGGCAGUCCCGAGGAGUUCACUGUGGAUCCACCUCUGUCACUGCCUCCACGCAGAGGUGGGCCCGGGCCCUUGGCAGACAUCUGCUUUCUUUCCAUGUGAACACCAGGCCACAGG
Messenger RNA from Ochotona princeps (American pika), 3374 nucleotides. It is a transcript of the gene STON2, whose product is annotated as stonin 2. The transcript is spliced from 6 exons. The record is from RefSeq and is a predicted model, not a curated record. Gene Ontology annotation, cellular component: AP-2 adaptor complex; synaptic vesicle. Gene Ontology annotation, biological process: clathrin-dependent endocytosis; synaptic vesicle endocytosis; regulation of endocytosis. NCBI's taxonomy places the organism in Eukaryota, Metazoa, Chordata, Mammalia, Lagomorpha, Ochotonidae. Gene Ontology annotation, molecular function: clathrin-cargo adaptor activity. The coding region runs from base 193 to 2874 and encodes 893 amino acids.